GACCGGUGAGGUUAUCACAACUUGCCAUUUUGCGUGCAUACCAACGGGGAGGAAAAGGCAUUAAAUUUUAUGCAUUUUUAAAAUCGGCCGCGCGUCGAUGUGGCCGGGCAUUUUUUCCUUCAUUUUAUUACACCCCAAAGGAGGAUUAACUUGUAAUAGCGGAUUGGUGUGCGCGUGGAGAAAGGCAUUUUGCAAAAAUUGAGGAAUAUUUUUUGGAAUUUCUCCCUUGUGAGAACUACAGCGCGAAAUUGCUUUUCGUGCACGAUUGCAUUGGCAUCACUUCAAACCGUGACUGAUUAAAAAUGUCCCUAUUUCGAAACGGAAAGGGACAACCGUUUUAAUGGCAUAUUUAGCGCAUCAGUAUAGAAGCUCGUUAACCGCUUUGCCAUUUCGCGAGGGGGGAAGUAUACAAAAGAGAGGCAUAAAAAUGCACGCAAAGGAAGCAUUCAGGGGACUAAGGGUGAUGACAUUACUGACACUCGCUUCAACUGCACGCUGUUAUCCGAAGUGAGUGAAAGGGGACGUGCGCCUGUCGUAUACCUGUGCAGGCAGCACGCAGGUGUGUGUACGAGUAUGUACAUAUAUAUAUUUAUAUCUAUAUGUAUGUGUGUAUGUAUGUACUCCCGCUGAGCCAUUCGCCCGCGUAAUUUUAAGGAGGCCCCCCCCGGGAACGCGCCAAAAUGGUGCUCCUGAAAAUUCUCAAGAAAAUAAAGGAAAAGCAAAAAAACUUAAGAAUAAUCAUACUUGGGUUGGACAACGCGGGGAAAACGACAAUCGUGAAGAGGCUCCUGGGGGAAGACAUUUAUAAGGUAAGUCCCACGUUCGGAUUUACCAUUGAGACGUUGCAGUUUGAUAAGCACCUGAUUAAUAUAUGGGACAUAGGGGGGCAGAAAAGCAUUAGGCACUUUUGGAAAAAUUAUUACGAGAAUGUAGACGGCAUUAUUUACGUCAUCGAUAGUUCCGAUUUGUUCAGAAUCCAGUUAUGUUCAUAUGAGUUGAAGCAAAUUUUAAAAGAGGAGAGGCUCUACGGGUGUUCCCUGCUGAUUUUAUCUAACAAGGUGGACAUAGAGAACUCUUUAAAGGUGGAGCAAAUCGUUCAUAUUUUGAAGCUAAACGAAAUGAACAUCGAUCGCCACUGGUGCAUAAAUGAGUGCAGCGCUUUUUCGGGAAAGGGGUUACUAAAGUCGUUUAUGUGGUUGAUCGAUGACAUAAGCUACAGAAUUAACAGCACUUACUGAUUUGGUUCCUCCCCCUCGCGCUUAUUCGAACAGGAUGUGCCAUUCAAGAAGCUGUACGUUUGUUUGAAGCGCAUAUGUAUGUAUUAUUUCUUCCCAUUAGUGCAAAGUGCGCGCUUUACUCAAGGUCCUAUUCCACUGUCAGACAAUUUUGCAUUUUUUAGGAGUUAAUUGCUAGCGAAAAGGAGAAGAUCACACAAGCGCAUAAAAAAAAGUUACUCUGUUGCUUUCCACGUAUGUAUAUUCAUUUACAUACGCAAACACGUGCACACACAAUUGCGCAAUGUGCUCUUAGCAG
This is a messenger RNA of Plasmodium vivax (malaria parasite P. vivax), 1533 nucleotides long. Its product is annotated as ADP-ribosylation-like factor, putative. Gene Ontology annotation, molecular function: GTP binding; GTPase activity. Bases 681 to 1238 code for a protein of 185 amino acids. The transcript is spliced from 2 exons. Gene Ontology annotation, cellular component: cytoplasm; microtubule cytoskeleton. Lineage: Eukaryota; Apicomplexa; Aconoidasida; Haemosporida; Plasmodiidae. Gene Ontology annotation, biological process: protein folding. The record is from RefSeq and is a predicted model, not a curated record.